Messenger RNA from Amoebophrya sp. A120, 1540 nucleotides. NCBI's taxonomy places the organism in Eukaryota, Dinophyceae, Syndiniales, Amoebophryaceae. The record is from the annotation of a GenBank genome assembly.
GACCAAUGAGUUCGGGACAAGAUGAUUAAUAUUACUAUCUAUUAUAUUCAUGCGAAAAAAGAGGUCUACAGAGGAUAGAAGAGAGGUGGCCGAGAGGUCAAAAAGAGGUGAAAAGAGGUCAAAAAGAGGUCCACAGAGGUGGAGAGGUGGCGCGGGAGGUCAUUCGGGAGGGUGGCCGAGAGGUGGCGCGAGUAUAGCCAGCCGAACCGGUCGCCCUAAAGCCGCGCCUAUGGGGCCCGGAGGUGGCCGAGAGGGUCGGGAGAGGGUAAGCGAGAGGGGGACAGAGGUGCCGAGAGGUUGCGCGAAUAAGGGCGAACCCCUCGCGCACCCUCUGGGCCACCUCUCGGCCACCUCUGUAGACCUCUACUGGCGAGUAUAGCCGGAUUAUUAGCAACACCUCUCGGGAGAGGCCAAAAAGAGGGCUUGCGAGAGGGUAAAAAAGAACCGAAUCCGCACGGCACGGGGCCGCUUUUGGUGGGACUGUUUCAUGGCGCAGGCCCACACCUCUCGCGCUACCCUCCCGCGCACUCUCUCGCGCACCCUCUCGCGGACCCUCUCGCGCGACCCUCUCGCGCGCACCGCUCGCGCCAACAGUUUCCGUCGGGAAGCCAAUUGGCCGGGGGCGGGCGUGUGUGUGAUCAACAAAGGGCAGCGCGGUCCGAGUUCUGCUUCGGCACCGAUGCCGAGGCGGCUUCUCUUCGCCCCCAAGCUUCGCUGCAGCUGCUCCCUGCGCAUAGCGCCUGAAGGCGCGGGAAGCGCGCAGGAGGCCCUGCGGGUUGACAUGGCGCAAACCGGCGCCGAUACUUCCUUCGAUCUGUCACGCUGUCCGUAAAGCCCUGUCGUUGUGGCUCGAUCCGCAAAUAGUCCUGCCCCGCCCCAACAGCCUUGCGCCCCGGCGUCAGCCGGGGCAUGGCUGGUAUUUAUAUAUGGAAGAAAACGGGGCUGGAGAGGGUACGGUAGAGGUUGGGGAGAGGUUUUAUAGAGGUAAAAUAGAGGGUCGGGCAAAGUGAGAGGGUCGGGGAGAGGUAAAGCGAGAGGUAGCGGAGAGGUUGGGGAGAGGGUGCGUAGUAUGUACGCCCUUACAGCGCGGCUAUACGCGCGCAGAGGUUGGGGAGAGGUCAAGUAGAGGGUAGGGGAAGAGGGUGUAGAGGGUCGGAGAGGGUGCGUAGUAUAGGGCGACCCUCUAGGCGACCCUCUACCCCGACCCUCUCCGGGAUCCUCUAUUUUACCUCUCGACGGACCCUCUCGGGACCUCUCCGACCCUCUCCCGGACCCUCUCCCGGACCCUCUCCGGGACCCUCUCCGAACCUCUCCCGGACCCGGACAUGAGAUACUAUACUAUCAUGGAGAGGGCAAGAGAGGGUCAAGAUUCCAAUGGUCCAAGAUGGCAGAGACCCGACUCCAAUCCAGAUUCCAAACCAGAGGGCAGAGACCCGACUCCAAUGGUCCAGGGAACCUCAUCUUGACCCUCAUGAAUCCUGGACCAAUGAGUUCGGGACAAGAUGAUACUAUACUAUGGUAAAUUCGACAUCAUGCAAAA